Molecule: messenger RNA, 1210 nt
Organism: Carya illinoinensis
Lineage: Eukaryota; Viridiplantae; Streptophyta; Magnoliopsida; Fagales; Juglandaceae
Product: ethylene-responsive transcription factor RAP2-3
Exons: 2
Coding region: 109-882 (257 amino acids)
Biological process (GO): ethylene-activated signaling pathway; regulation of DNA-templated transcription
Molecular function (GO): DNA binding; DNA-binding transcription factor activity
Source: RefSeq, a predicted model, not a curated record
CCGUUUGAUGUCUCUCCCAGACACGUUCUGCAGACCUGCCUUCUACGACACUCGUCACAGUGAUCUCUGUUAUGCGCGCGCUCUCUCUCCAUCUAAGCGGCACAAAACAUGUGUGGGGGUGCUAUCAUUUCCGAUUUCGUAGAUAUAAAGCCGGUUAGCCGGAAGCUCACCGCUCACGAUCUCUGGUCGGAGAUCGACACCAUCUCCGACCUCUUUGGCUAUGACUCAAUUACCAAAGAUUUCGCUAACCAGUUUGCUCACAGGUUGCCUCAAAAGACCAAGCAGAUUCGCAGAGUGAGGAGUGAUAAGAAAACAAGCCAACUUGCAGAAAAGGAGAAGAAGUGUCAGAGAACUCGGAAGAACGUGUACAGAGGAAUCAGGCAGAGGCCAUGGGGAAAAUGGGCGGCCGAGAUUAGAGACCCACAUAAAGGCGUCCGAGUCUGGCUCGGUACCUACAACACCGCCGAAGAGGCGGCCCGUGCUUACGACGAAGCCGCCAAGCGAAUCCGAGGCGAUAAAGCCAAGCUCAACUUUGCAAAGCUACACCAACCCGCACCGGUUUCACCAGUUGCGCAGCCGCCAGCUAAGAAGAGGUGCGUCGUUCGUGAGUCGACUAAGGCCACUUUGCUGAAUAUGGAGCCGCCGCCGCCGCCAACACCACCACCGGCAUAUAUGGAAUACCCAUAUCAGAAGGAGAUUUGUUGCAAGAGCGAGAAUGAGUUCGAACUGAAAGAGCAAUUCUCGAGCUUGGAAUCGUUCUUGGGUUUGGAGCCAGAGCAGCCGAGUUUGCAGAGUGGAGGCGGUGAGUUCGAUGCGGGGGACCUUUGGCUACUAGACGACCUGGUAACACAUCACCAGCAACAACGUCAGCUCGUGUAUUAGGGCCGUAACAAAAACAUCAAACCGAGAAGAUAAACGGAGAGUUAUGUCUUGGAGUCUGUAAUCUUUAUGCUAGGGUUUAAAUUUGAAGGGCAACGCCUGCCAUAUGUAUGUGUUCUAUGCUCUUAUGUUUGUCACAGCUCUCUCGACCGGUACCGUAAAUACCUUAAAUAAAUCGGAGCGUGUGCUUGCAAUGUCAUCGUCCUUGUCUUUAUCUGCCUUUGUUUCAAAACUUUGGAUUAUGCCCGUGAUCUGUUGUCGGUGCAUGUAUCUAAUGUCAUCCUCUCGGUUGUUUGGUUUCUGAUAAUUAAUCACUCUUGUUCGAGUUUUA